AUGGCUCUAUUCCAUGCUAGUCUAAGGUUCCGGGCGUGGAAUCCGCUCUGUGACCCAUCAACAGAUCAGUGGGCUCCGCCAGCCUCCGACAAGUGGGUAAUUGGAAUUCGUAGCUCAAACCCAGCCAUUGAGCGGGGGUUAGUGUGCUGGUCGGGCAGAAAGGGUAAUCCUCGAAAGGCUUCGCAGAUCCGGCAUAGGGGGAAUACUGCUUAUGGCGUUGCAAAGGAAAGAAGCAAAAUCGGUAUCUAUUUUCCUUGCGGGACGGAAACCCGGAGGGAAGCUCUCCUUUACGCUGACUCCUCACAGCCUACCACUAAAGAGAUGCGAAACAAGAGGGAAGCGUGCUCCUCACCUUCCUAUGCUGCUUCUCCUGCUGAUGCUUUGCUUUCAUACGAUUUAUCCGAGGUAGAAUGCCUGAUUGACUGA
Dovyalis caffra is the source of this 426-nucleotide messenger RNA. NCBI's taxonomy places the organism in Eukaryota, Viridiplantae, Streptophyta, Magnoliopsida, Malpighiales, Salicaceae. The record is from the annotation of a GenBank genome assembly.